CUUAUUCGCCAAAUCAAAUGCAAAAGGAUAGUAUAUUAUCUGAAGAAAGUGAUGAAGAUGAUUCAGAAAAUGUAUAUUAUAACAUUGAGAAUAAUUUUUCUAAGAUGGAGAGAGAUUUUGAAGAUUUAUGGAAAAAAUGUAGCAUCAUUGAUACAAAUCUUGAGAAUAACACCAAUAUACCUAAAAUUGAAUUGGAUAGAGCUAAAAAAUUAUACUUGAAAGGUAUGCUUUAUGAAAAAGACAAUAAUAUAAAUGAUGCCUUAGACUAUUAUCGUAAAUCCAUACAUAUAGUUCCAGACAUUGAUAUACAGGUUUCUAAAGCCUUAUCUUGUUUAAAUUAUGCUAAACAUGAAAAUAUUUAUAGCAAUAUUAAAGAAAAACAAAUAGAUGAUAAAAUUAUUAAUCAACUAGUGAAUACAUUAGAUCAAACAAAGAUUGUAUCAGAUAUUUUAAAUUUAAAUAUUAGAGAAGAAGUAAAAAAGGCAACUAUUCACAAUAAGAACAAAUGCCUAAUAUUAAACAAAUUGCCAAAAGAGAUCCUUAUAUAUAUUUUUAAAUUAGUUUUAUCAUAUGAAUUAAAUGUUAAAUAUGUUGAAAAUUUAGCAAAGGUUUGUAAAAACUUUUAUUUAUGUGCUAGAGAUGAACAAUUAUGGUUUAAAGCUUGUAGUCAAUUAUGGAGUGUAAACACAAUUACUUUCUCAGAAAUACCUUCAAACUGUCACCCCUCAUUGAUAUCUUCAAACAAAUACAAAUCAUGGAAAGAUAUGAUUGUAAAUAGACCCCACCCUAGAUUUGAUGGUUGGUACAUCAGCAAAACCAGUUAUUGGCGAUAUGGCCAAAGCGAUUUUUCGCCUGAUUCAUCCUGCCUCCCAUGUUAUUCCGUUAAUUAUUACCGUUAUUUCAAAUUCUUCUCUCCAUCUCGUUCUCUCAAAACAUCUACAGUAUGGGCUCUUCAUAGCUUAGAAGCCCCGAACCUUAUGUUGCCUAAAUUGAUGAAUUGCAACCUCGACAUUAUAGGCAACUGUCACGCCACCUCAGGUAAUCCUCUCAUGCCUGGAUUAAUGGCAGGGAGUUAUCAUAUUCACGCCGAUCUUAACGAAACAACGGGUAAUCAGCUUGAUAUACCAUUAGAAUCGAUCGAUAUUGUUGUGAUCGUUUCGAAGAAAAGUGCGGUUUUAGAAAAUUCGAUACGAUCAUUGAGAAUUCGUAACGCUGGUGCACUUAGGACCGGGGCAAGCAAGGCCAAUAAAACUUUUAACGUUUCUACCUAUUAUAUGAAAUUCGGUAUUCAGAAAAAUGCUAAAGGUCAACCCAACAGAAAACUACAGUGGAAACAAUAUUCGCUACUUACCAAAUACGGUAAUGGCAACAAAUCAAAAACGGUAUUCGAUAUUUCUCAAGAUAAAUACCCUCCACUAUUCUUUGUAUCUAAUUAUCAUUUCGCGAAUUUACAUAUGUCUAAAUGAUAAUAGCUUUUUAGAAAGAAAAUCAUAAUUCAACUCGUAACCAGGGGUGGAAAAUAUUAUUCUAGAAACCUUGGAGCUAAAUCAUUUUUUUUACAAAAUGACUUUCUGGCCAACAAAAUUGUAUUUUUAUUAUUUAUUAUAGAUAUAUUUAUAAAUCACGUAUUUUGUGAUUCCAAAAAAAGUAAGAUAAAAUAUGUUCCAAUAGAUUUAUACAUAGUAUUUUAUUAUUAAAUAUUUAAUAUAAUUUUUUUAUAUAUAUUUAGUCUGUGUCUUGGGUCGUCUUAAUUUGGAAUCUUAAUUGCUUUUUAGUAUAGACUAAUUUUUGAAUCAGGACACUAUAUAUUCGUUUGUUUUAAUUUUAAGUAUUUGGUUCCAUGGGCAUAAGAAAGAAAUUGAUAAACUUCUAAGUUUAGUCUUUACUUGAAGAUUGAGACUGGAUUUUAGGAAUAAAGAAAACUUGCUCUCAAGCUUGGCAAAAUUAGUGAUUUCACCAUAUUUUUGGAGAAAAAAAAAAUCAUGUUUGAAUAAGAAUUCUAUAUGAUUCAAAAAAGGAUAUAUAAUCUCAGCAU
Gordionus sp. m RMFG-2023 is the source of this 2035-nucleotide messenger RNA. Its product is annotated as F-box only protein 9-like. Gene Ontology annotation, biological process: SCF-dependent proteasomal ubiquitin-dependent protein catabolic process. Gene Ontology annotation, molecular function: protein binding. The record is from RefSeq and is a predicted model, not a curated record. The coding region runs from base 18 to 1466 and encodes 482 amino acids. Gene Ontology annotation, cellular component: SCF ubiquitin ligase complex; cytoplasm. The transcript has 8 exons. NCBI's taxonomy places the organism in Eukaryota, Metazoa, Nematomorpha, Gordioida, Chordodea, Parachordodidae.